Molecule: messenger RNA, 3147 nt
Organism: Engraulis encrasicolus (European anchovy)
Lineage: Eukaryota; Metazoa; Chordata; Actinopteri; Clupeiformes; Engraulidae
Gene: klb
Product: klotho beta
Exons: 5
Coding region: 1-3147 (1048 amino acids)
Biological process (GO): carbohydrate metabolic process
Molecular function (GO): hydrolase activity, hydrolyzing O-glycosyl compounds
Source: RefSeq, a predicted model, not a curated record
AUGCUGCUAUUUGCCAUCCUCUCCGCGGCUUCCUGGGACCAAGCUUGGUGUUCCUCAGGGGAUGGAGUGAAGCAGUGGCAGAAGGCCCCUCCAGCUCUUCACAACCAUCACCAUCACAACAGGAGCCUGUACCUCCACGCUACCUUCCCCCCUCACUUCCUCUGGGGAGUGGGCACCUCUGCCUACCAGACCGAGGGCUCAUGGGACCACGAAGGGAAGGGGCCGUCCAUCUGGGACCACUUCACUCACACCAAGGGACCCGGCAUGGACACGGGGGACACGGCGAGUGACAGCUACGCUCGAUGGCAAGAGGACAUGAAGGCGGUGAAGUACCUGGGGACCCAGACGUACGCCUUCUCGCUGUCCUGGCCACGUCUGUUUCCAGAUGGUGGCGUGGGGAUCCCCAACCCUGACGGGGUGUGUCAUUACCAGCGGCUAAUUAGAAGCCUCCAAGCUGAGGGUAUUCAGCCGGUGGUGACCCUUUACCACUGGGACCUUCCACUGGGCCUGCAGCAGCGGUAUGGCGGCUGGAAGAAUGAGAGCACGGUGGAUGCUUUUGUGGAGUAUGCAGAGUUCUGCUUCCAGACGUUCGGGGACUCUGUGAAGUACUGGCUCACCAUGCAUAACCCUUACCUGAUAACGGUGCAAGGUUACGGCACUGGAGUGCAUGCACCAGGGGAGAGCAAUGACCCGGCUUCUGUUUUUACCGUGGGACACAACCUUAUUAGGGCUCAUGCUAAAGUCUGGCACAUGUACAACACACAUUUUCGCCCUCACCAACAUGGCCAGGUUUCCCUGACGCUUGGAGCCCAUUGGAUAGAACCACACAAGGCACAGUCCAAUCAAGCCCAUGGCAGUGCCAACAACGCUGCCCUCUGCCAGAAAUCCAUGGAGGCCGUGGUGGGUUGGUUCGCCAAUCCCAUCCAUGGCACCGGGGACUACCCAACUUCCCUGAAAGACACAAACCAAGGACUCAUUCCAGAGUUCUCCCCAGAGGAUAGAGCCUUUAUCAGGGGCACGGCGGAUUUCUUCUCCCUGGCUUUCGGGCCGGACGUCCUCCGCAUGGGCCCGAGGCUGCCUGUGUUUGGGCAGCUGCUGUCCAUGGACCUGAGGAAGGUGCUGGGCUGGGUGAAGCUGGAGUACGGAAGCCCGGAGGUGCUGGUGGCCGAGAGCGGAUGGUUCACGUCUGCAUCUGUGAGGGAGGAGGACACAGUGGCCAUAUACUUGAUGAGGAGACUGCUGGGACAGGUGCUCGAAGCCAUAGUAUAUGAUGGUGUUCGGGUUCUUGGCUACACCGCGUGGUCCCUGGUGGAUGGAUUUGAGUGGAACUAUGGCUACAGUGUGAGGAGGGGUUUGUUUUAUGUCGACCUCCACAGCGCAGAUCGAACCAGGAUCCCAAAAACCUCUGCAAAGUUCUACAGACAAGUUGUGAUGAACAGAGCCUUUGUAGACAACAAGACCUCUGAGAACGUCCAUGGGCAGUUCCCCUGUGGCUUCCAGUGGGGGGUGGCGGACCCCGUUCUACAUGUCCGUCUCCAACCGUACUCCCCUCAGUUCACCGACCCCAGCGUCUACCGCUGGAACUUCUCGGGUGAUGGCAGCCUGCGUCCUAUCUCAGGGGUCACCGUUCGCACACGCGGCCCACAGUGCAAGGACUUCCUCUCCAUCCGACGCCACCUGCAUCUCCUGGAGGCCACUCGGGCCUCGCACUACCGGUUCGCCCUGGACUGGUCCCUCCUGCUGCCCAAUGGCAACCCCUCACAGCCGGACCAGGAGGCUCUGCAGUACUACCGCUGCUUCCUGACAGAGCUCCAUAAACUUGGGGUCAAGGCAGUGGUCACACUUUACCACACCAGCCGCAAAUCACCAACCCUGGGUAUGCCGAAGCCACUGCAUGACGCUGGAGGGUGGCUGAACGUCAGCACGGUGGAGGCCUUUGAGGCCUAUGCAACCUUCUGUUUUCAAGAGCUGGGAUCUUGGGCACAUAUGUGGAUCACCAUCAAUGAACCCAAUCGUCUAGGCGAACUGUAUAACACCAGUGUUGAGGCGCAUCUGAGUGCGGCCCACCAUCUUCUCCUGGCACACUCCAAUGUGUGGCACAUCUACAAUGACCAGUAUCGGCCUCAGCAGGGGGGUCAGGUGACCUUCACACUACAUGCUGAUUGGGUGGAGCCGGCCAAUCCGUUUCUGGAGAGCCACAGAGCUGCUGCAGAGCGUUUCUUGCUGUUUGAGCUUGGGCGGUUCUUGGAUCCCUUCUUGGCCAAAGGAGAAAGUGACUACCCAGCCCAGGUAAGAGGGUACAUUGAGGAAGGACACAGCACUGUGAAAUCUCCUCUACCGCACUUUACAGAAAAGGAGAAGAAGAAGCUGAGAGGAGCUCUUGACUUUAUUGCCUUGAACCACUUCACCACACGCCUGGUCACUCCCAGGAACUCUGCCUUCCCCAAUGUCCAGCCUGUAUCGAAUCAACAACAGCAUGGCCCUAUCCAUGACUGUUCUUUCCUCAAUGACCCCAGCUGGCAUGUGUCCAAUCUGGGACAGGCUGUGGUGCCCUGGGGACUUCGGAAGGUCCUGAGCUGGGUGAAGGGUCGCUAUGGAGACUUAUCGCGUCCAAUUGUUGUCAUGGCGUCAGGGGUGGAUGAUCAGGCGUCACACGAUGACAAACUGAGACAAACCUACAUCAGGGAGUAUCUGCAAGAGGCACUCAAAGCACAUCAGCUGGAUGGUGUUGACCUCCAAGGAUUCUACUUCUGGAAUCUCCAAGACCGCCACACGUUCCACUUCGGCCUGUUCGGCCCCUCGCAUCACCAAUCCCACCCCAAGGGCUCCGUGAGGGUGUACCGAGACAUCAUCUCCCACAAUGGCUUCCCAUCUGUGGGAAGGAAGACACAAACCCCCUGCCAGCUACCUGCGGCAGCCCUAACAAGCUGUACCAUCUGCACGAACAUCACAGAGAACAAGGCACUGCUGUUCUUUGGUGUCUGCCUUUUUAUCAGCGCCGCCAUUCUCACUGGGGUGCUGGUCGGCCUCGUCAGGAGGAGAGUAAGUGCGAGGAGAAGACGUGCGAUGCAGCCUACGAGUCCUUCACGGCUCUCCAGGCAGCACUGGGAGAGGUUACCCAUGCAGAGGGUGGUGCGGAGAGUGUGA